GGGGUCUGCAGAGGACGUCCACAUGGACCUGCCUCCUCAGAAAGACAUCCAGUGUUUGCCUUCAGUCCUCAGUGAGCUCUCAGCUCGGAGGGGCCGCUGUCAGACAGAAUGGGGGACAUCUGCUGUGAACUCGCUGCACCGGCUGCUUCAGGGCGUCUCAGUACUUCGGAACUCGUGCGCGUCUUUUGACAAACACCACCCAGUCGGAGGAUGAGAGACCGGUUGUAGCAGCAGAGACACAACUCCAUGUGUUUUUUUUUCCUGAACGCCUGGUUUGUAAACGUGUGCAGGUUCGCAGCGUGCAGAGUGCGCUGUAGAGGUCAAACACCAGCCGGUCAGGAGGAGAUGUGCUCGGUCUCCACGCUGAUCUCACCUCGGCGAAGCUGUCAGUGGACCGUGUGCUCGGAGAAAAGGACUGAACACGAUGCGAGCCCAAUUCCCAACUGCUGCUGUUCCCCCUGAACAUGUGCAACACGUUACCGGCCGCCCCACCGCCCCACAGUAACCGCGCACGGAGGUCUCAAUCUGGCUGAAACAUGCUGAUCUUGUGGGUCCCGGUGAGUUUGUUCCUCAGCUUCAUCGUUUCUCAGACGUGGAGCGUUCAGUUGUCGUGGGAAAACUGGAACGCCGAGGUGCGCAACCGAGGGAAUGAGUUUGACAAGCCGAGCUCUCAGCCGCACAUCGUCUUCAUCCUGGUGGAUGAUCAAGGCUUCCGGGACGUUGGGUACCACGGUUCAGAGAUCAAAACCCCGACUCUGGACCGGCUGGCGGCGCAGGGAGUCAAGCUGGAGAAUUAUUACGUGCAGCCGCUGUGCAGCCCGUCCAGGAGCCAGCUCAUGACCGGCAGGUAUCAGAUCCACACAGGCCUUCAACACUCCAUCAUCCGAGCUACCCAGCCCAACUGCCUGCCCCUGGAAAAUGUCACCCUGCCCCUGAAGCUCAAGCAAGCGGGCUACUCCACCCACAUGGUGGGCAAGUGGCACCUGGGCUUCUACAAGCGCGGUUGCCUGCCCACUCAGCGGGGCUUUGACACUUUCUUCGGCUCCCUGCUUGGAAGUGGAGACUACUACAGUCACUAUAAAUGUGAAGGCCCUGGUAUGUGUGGCUAUGAUUUGUAUGAAGGAGAAGAGGCAGCUUGGGAACAGGAUCGUGGCUUGUACUCAACCGUCAUGUUUACUCGAAAGGCCGUCAGCAUCUUAGCCAACCACAAUCCUCGCAGACAACCCUUGUUUCUCUACUUAGCCUAUCAGGCAGUUCAUUCCCCGCUACAGGUUCCUGCCCGCUACCUCGAGCGCUACAAGGGCAUCCCGAACGUGCAUCGUCGUAAAUAUGCUGCCAUGGUGUCCUGCCUGGAUGAAGCUAUCCACAACCUCACAUUAGCGCUAAAACGCUACGGUUAUUAUGACAACACAGUUAUAGUGUACUCCUCAGAUAACGGUGGCCAGCCAUUAGCCGGUGGAAGCAACUGGCCCUUGAGGGGGAGUAAAGCCACCUACUGGGAAGGCGGGAUUAGGGCGGUGGGCUUUGUUCAUAGUCCCCUGUUAGUAAACAAAGGAACAAAAUGUCGAUCUUUGGUCCACAUCACUGACUGGUUCCCCACACUGGUGACCCUGGGUGAAGGCACGUUAGAUGAAGAUCUAAAUCUGGACGGGUACGAUGUCUGGGAGGCUAUCAGUGAAGGCCGGCCAUCUCCUCGCCAGGACAUUCUUCACAACAUUGAUCCAAUCUACAUCAAAGCCAAGAAUGGAUCGUGGAAGGCGGGGUAUGGCUUAUGGAACACGGCCAUCCAGGCCGCGCUACGGGUGGGCCACUGGAAGCUCCUGACGGGUGUCCCCGGCUACAGCGACUGGGUUCCUCCACAGACCUUCUCCAACCAGCAGAUAAUCAAUCGCUGGCAUAACGAACGUGUCCGCUGGGACCGGGGUAAGUCCAUCUGGCUGUUCAACAUCACGGCUGACCCUUAUGAGAGAGUGGACCUGUCUCAGCGCUACCCUCACAUAGUGAAGAAGAUGCUAAUGCGGCUAGCACAGUACAACAAGACUGCAGUGCCGGUACGCUACCCAGCUAAAGACCUGCGCUCCAACCCCCAAUACAAUGGGGGCGUGUGGGGACCCUGGUACAAAGAUGAGAGGGAAGAGCAGCACGUGGACGAGAGGUACAACUUGUUCACCAACCAUCUUGGAAAAAGAAGGUGGAAAAAGAAAUCAAAGAACAGAAAGUUGAAAAGGAAGGUAGAAGAGUAGCCUCCACCACGUGUGAAAGACUUGGUUGCCUUUUCUCAGGGAUUGACACUUCCUGUUCCAGGAUUGUCCUCUUCAGACAUUCUAACUCCAGUUAGUUUUAACUUGACUCCAGUAUGUACUGUAUGAAAAACAGCGUGGAUGGACCAUUGAAAUGCCUCAAGAGAAUAAGAAAAAGAUCCACUCGUUCUAACACUACUGUCAUGCCCAGACACAAAUGAGACCUCAUGUUACUGUUAGGGGCAUUUAAAGAAUGUUUAUUUUUCUAGAUUGUGUUGCAUGCUUGAACUGUUGUCACCUUUGGAUUGUUCUGUAGAUUCAUGUUUCACUUUGAGUAGAAAAUAAAUCCUCCAGACAGUUGCCAUAAAUUUUGGUGACAGAGAAAUAAAGUAAGACAUAGUUCUAUUAUGUUGUGAUACCGUAUCGUGGAAACAGAUGUAGGAUUUAUGUGUUGUGUGAGCUGAUUAUAAGCAGUCUGUCUGAACUUUAGAAUAAUAGAUUUUGUUCCCCUCUAUAGAUGAAGUCUGGUCUGGCACCAGGCCAACCUGA
This is a messenger RNA of Chelmon rostratus (copperband butterflyfish), 2789 nucleotides long. It is a transcript of the gene arsj, whose product is annotated as arylsulfatase family, member J. The record is from RefSeq and is a predicted model, not a curated record. The transcript is spliced from 2 exons. NCBI's taxonomy places the organism in Eukaryota, Metazoa, Chordata, Actinopteri, Chaetodontiformes, Chaetodontidae. Bases 537 to 2243 code for a protein of 568 amino acids.